Molecule: messenger RNA, 924 nt
Organism: Lingula anatina
Lineage: Eukaryota; Metazoa; Brachiopoda; Lingulata; Lingulida; Lingulidae
Product: core alpha-(1,3)-fucosyltransferase-like
Cellular component (GO): membrane
Molecular function (GO): fucosyltransferase activity
Source: RefSeq, a predicted model, not a curated record
AUGCACCUCAGAGACUAUGCUAAGCCCGUCUUUAAAUCCAUUGGCUGCAAAGUAGACAACUGCAUCUACACUGAGAAAAAGUCUUUAGCUGAUAAAAGUGACGCUAUUGUUUUUAUAGGCAGAAGUUUGGGAAGUAAACCAAAAAAACUGCCCCAUCAACGGUGGAUAUGGGUAACCCUCGAGAGUUCGUGUUAUACCGAAGCCGCAGAAAGCGGAGGUGUUUGGGCAGGGAUGUUUAACUGGACCAUCUCAUUUCGGAGAGACUCGACCUUUUUUCUUCCAUAUGGUCACGCCAAGAAACGAUCGACCCCUCUUACCAAAAAUUUCACCAAAAUUGCGCUCAAGAAAACUAAAAAGGUGGCCUGGAUGGUCAGCAACUGUGGGACACGGGGUCAACGAGAAAGAUAUGUCUCAGAACUUAAGAAAUACAUCUCAGUUGAUGUGUACGGUGCGUGUGGCCCCUUUAAGUGUUCAAAACUCGACAAUGAAAAAUGUUUGGACAACAUUAGCAGGGACUACAAGUUUUACCUGUCCUUUGAGAAUAGUAUCUCAACAGAUUAUGUAACAGAGAAAUUUUGGAAAAUGUUCGAUCUAGACAUUGUAACGGUAACGAGAGGCCCGGCAAAUUAUUCAAGGGCUGGAAUAAAACCCGAGUGGCACAUUAAUACGAACGAUUUUAAAUCUCCCAAAGAUUUAGCAGACUAUCUGAAAUAUCUGGACAGAAAUAUCACGGCGUAUGUUAAAUAUUUAGAGUGGAAGAACCAGUAUGUUGGACUGUUCCCAAAAGCAGAUGUAUACUGUGAUUUAUGUGCCAAAUUAAACGACCCCAGUGAACCGGUGACAUGGUACCCGCCGGGACAACUGGCCAAGUGGUUUAUAGAUGGACACUGUAUUCCUCCCAAUGAUUUGAAUUUUAACACUUAA